Molecule: messenger RNA, 2145 nt
Organism: Glossina fuscipes
Lineage: Eukaryota; Metazoa; Arthropoda; Insecta; Diptera; Glossinidae
Gene: Ufsp2
Product: probable Ufm1-specific protease 2
Exons: 4
Coding region: 69-1922 (617 amino acids)
Source: RefSeq, a predicted model, not a curated record
AAAGUUGUUGGUGCAGCCGUAAUUGUGUGCCAACGUAUCAAUUUGCUUGUUUCUGGAAUCAUCAGAACAUGUUGCCUAAAUUAAAGAUUUCCGAUUAUUUAUUGAAGCGUUUAGAACAAGUUAAGCAACAAUGCAGCGGUUGUUUGUUUGGUGUAUUUUAUGGUGAAGGGACCCUUUUGUUAAUGGGUUUUAACGUUGAAUCCACUAUCGGUCAUUUAAAUUAUGAACAAAUUCAAUACAAAUUCCCAGCUGAAUUAGAUUUAUGUGGCUUGGUUAAAUUCGGGGAUUGCAGUGAUGUUGAAGCUCAUCUGAGUGAGGUGUUUAAAGAUGUUGACAUCACUGACAACCCCAUAUUGUUGCAUUGUGAGUUGGGGACUUUAGUCGGCUUAAAAGCAUAUUUUCUCAUGCAUGGCAAAUUGGAACAAGUGCCCUACGAGGUUAUGAUGCCUGCCCAAUUAUAUCGAGACUUUUGCUUCACUCGUCUUAAAUGCAAUUGGACAAUAUACUGUGAAGCUACCAAUCAAUCAGUACAGCAUGAAAUGCACGCUUUAAGAAAAAUGUUGUCGGGUGGUAGCUUGGCUUUUAAUAUUCAACCCACUAAAGUAUUUUUAACAAAUACCAGCAUUCAUGGAAAAAGUUAUGCGGACGGUAAGCAAAAUGUUACUAAUGAAAGUUUCAUAAUGGAUAUUUUAAAUGCGGUACGCGAAGUUCUAUUGACAAAUCAAGAAGAUAAGGAAAAUGUAAAGACUAAAAAGUCUUGUAUCCAGGACAUCAAAUUGAGUACAAUUUAUGGUGCGUUGGGUAGUGAUUAUGACAUAAUCGAUAUUGCAGUAUUACGCUGUAAGACACGUGAUGUCACUGAAGCUGAAAGCUCAUCUCGAAUUUUACCAUCUAUGAGUAUGUGCCUAAGGCCUAAUGAACAUAAAUUCAGUAUUCCUAUUGAAGUCGAAUCAAUGGCCAUACUUAACAAAUCCACCAAAGUAUCAAGACUCUAUGACAUACUAAUAGAGAGCAUAUGCCGUGCCUUGCGUUUAAGUGAACAAAGCAUUAGUGAACGUUUGGAAAAUACAGAAUUUCAGAAGCUUAAGGCCCCAAAAAUGUACAAUUUCUUUCCGCAGGAAUUUGGACAUUUUAUAUCCUGCUCCUAUUUGGAAGGAUUAGAUGAUUGUAGCCCCAGCAUGCAAGAUAAGCGUAAACGACUACAUCGUCACUUUGGUUUGCCGAUAACACGACCCUAUUUUAGACGUUCAAACGCUUGUAUAUUUCGAAAUGAAUUACCGCCUCAAAGCCCUCUUAUUAAUACUCAUGUGAAUGUCAAAUCAAGCGGUGUCACCGAAGGUAAACAGUACCUGGUGAAAGGAAACUAUUACUAUUAUCAUUAUCUACAACAACAAAUACAAGAUAAAGGGUGGGGCUGUGCGUACAGAUCAUUGCAAACUAUAUGCUCGUGGUUUUUGCUACAGGGGUAUACGGAUCGGAAAGUGCCCACACAUAUAGAAAUACAAGAAUAUUUGGUCAAAAUCGGUGAUAAGCCUCCAUCUUUUAAAGGAUCAUCUCAGUGGAUUGGUUCAACCGAAGUUAGCAUGUGUUUGCAGGGCUUUCUGGGCGUUGAUUCGAAGAUACUGCAUGUUAGUUCAGGGGCAGAACUUUCUACUUUAGGUUCCGAGUUGGUUAUGCAUUUUCAGACACAAGGCACACCUAUAAUGACCGGCGGCGGAGUUUUGGCUCAUACGAUAAUUGGGGUUGAUUAUUGUCUACAAAGUGGUGAAAUGAAAUACCUUAUUUUAGAUCCUCAUUAUACCGGCGAAGACGAUUUACAUACCAUACAAUCGAAGGGCUGGUGUGGUUGGAAGGGGCCCGAUUUUUGGGAUAAAAGAAGCUAUUAUAAUUUGUGUUUGCCUCAAAGGCCUGUAAUAUUCUAAAUGCCGUUGGUCGCCUCAUUCUAAGCUCAUUAUUGCAAUUGAUAUUAUUGUUGUUAUGAUUUGAUAUUGUUUUUUAAAAAUUUUUAAAAAUGUUUUCGAUAAGUUAGUUCUUUUUUUUUUCUUUGUUGGUAUUUAGGAUUCAAACUUUUAUACUUUUAAUAACGCAAAUUCUAAAGGUAAUUUGGAAUCAAUAAAAUGCUUAGUGGAGUAAUAAUUUAGAUUA